AAGGGUCAUAAAUUAAUCAAGCGAAAAACAUGGCGACAUGGACAAAGUUCCCUGACAUUUCCUUGGAUCUGGUUUUGUUGUCAGUUUGAAACAGAUAGCGGAGCAGGGUUAUAGUAAUUUCUUCACUGAAACUGCAUAAAUAAUUUUCAAUGUUAAUUACAAGAUGACAAUAAUCGUAUUUCUGAUCGAUACGUCGGCCUCAAUGCUCCAAAGAACUUACAUUGGAGGCCGGACAACUUUGCUGGAUGUGGCCAAAUCGGCCGUAGAAACUUUCGUUAAAAUCCGCCAAAGAAGUAUGGAUAGUCGCAUCGAUCGCUAUAUGCUUCUGACGUUUGAAGAAAGUCCCAAUAAUAUUAAAGCGGGCUGGAAAGAAAACUUGGCCACCUUCAUGAACGAACUGAAGAACCUGCAAUGCUACACAAUGACCACAAUGGGAGUGGCAGUGAAACAAGCCUUUGAUGUUUUGAACAUUAAUCGGAUGACUUCAGGAAUCGACACAUACGGCCAAGGAAGAUGCCCGUUUUUCCUCGAAACUGCUGUUAUCGUCCUGAUAACAGAUGGAGGAAAAUUAACAACAGUCAAUGGAGUGCAGGAAGAAUUCAAUCUUCCAAUGAAUUCGCCCAUUCCAGGCUCAGAGUUGACUAGGGAACCGUUCCGGUGGGAUCAGCGGCUGUUUGCCUUAGUCCUACGGCUAGCAGGUACUCCUGCGGUUGAAAGGGACACGGGCCUGGUACCCAGUGAUAGCAGCCCAAUAGAUGCAAUGUGUGAAGUAACCGGGGGCAGGUCAUACUGCAUUACGUCGCAUCGGAUGCUAAAUCAAUGUAUAGACAGUUUAGUUCAGAAAGUGCAGAACGGCGUGGUGAUUAACUUUGAAAAAAUCGGACCAGAUCCUCCUCCUUCGCUGCACGAUAAAGAGGAGGGCGUCGCUGAUGCGGAUCUGUCGGAUAGCGAAAAGAACGUCCCACAGAACACCCUCUGGCACAACUGCCGGAAAAUGAUUUAUGUGCCCAAAACCAGCAAGUCCUACUGCGUGGGUUUUUGGCCAAUACCGGAAUCUUUCUGGCCCGAAGUCACCGCCACCGUGCUACCUCCAAGAUCAGCGCAUCCCAAUGUGAAAUUCACCUGCACCUAUUCGGAGCCUCUGGUUAUAGAAAAUCUUCCCUUCGACAAGUACGAGUUGGAACCUUCACCUCUUACGCAGUACAUUUUGUCCCGCAAAUCGCCCAAAACGUGUUGGCAGGUUUUCGUGGCAAACAGCUAUAAAAACUCCGAAGUCGGACACCCCUUCGGUUACUUAAAGGCCAGCACGACACUCAGCUGUGUUAAUCUGUUUGUCAUGCCCUACAACUAUCCGGUUUUGCUUCAUUUACUCGACGAACUGUUCAAGAUCCACAGGUGGAAGCCGACGAACGAAUGGCGAACCUCCUUUCAAAAUUACACGAGAACGUUGCCUGCGUAUUACGCUGGACCUUUGCGAAGAGCUUUAACAAGGAUGGGCACCCCAGUGCCGCUGGCACAGACCCUCAUUCCGGAAAACUCGGAAAAUUGCCUAAGCGGCAACGUGCAGAACCACUUGAGGCGCGUGAAGAACCAGGCCAAAAUCGAGCACGAUAAGCUUUGCGGUGAGAUUAUUCAAAGGCAGGCGCAUACCAACAACUUGAAAGCGAACUUCAACCUGGCGGAACAGUUCAGAAUGCUGCCGGUAGUUAGUCUGAAAAAAGACCUGAUCAGUCACCCGUUGUUGCAAGAUAAAUUCCAAAACCAACGCGAUCAAAUCCUCGAACAGGGACAUCUGUUCAUUAGCACGCUGGAUAAGGAGCGCCAGACUGUGAGCUUUAAAAAUCCCUUCGAUAUACCGAGAAAUCGAUUGAUUCAACAGGUGAUACGAAUGCGGAACAAUUUCCUGCAAUCGGACUGGAUUUCGCAGGAUCUGGACAGCGCUCAUUCCCUGCCAAUUUCCCAAAUGGGCAACUACCAGGAGUAUCUCAAAAAGCAAACACCUCAACUCAGGGAGCUGGAAUCGGCCCCAGUGAGACAGCACAUGUUCGGCAAUCCCUUCAAAAUUGAUAAGCGAAUGAUGGUCGAUGAGGCUGAUAUUGACUUGGUAGGCUCCCCGUCUGGAGCCAGUCGAAUGAACAAAAGACCGAACCAGACUUCGGAGUUGAGCAUCGGUUUGUUCGAGGGACGCCAAAAGGGAAGAAAACGGAAACUGGGGCCGUUGCCCAAAGACUUUGUCAUUCGUAGGCCGUCUCUGGCUGGCUCUGAUGUGUCUUCGCUGUCCACUCCGCCCCAAUCGCCGCAACCAUCCCCCAUUCCAUGGCUGAAUUCCAUUGAGAAGGAUUUGCCGCGGUUUGAUGAGCCGCCCGCCUUAGCUAUGAACGGAAUCGAUAGUCCAUCUUCCAGUGAACGAUCGCGAUCGCCGUCGCCUCCCUUGGAAAUUAUCCCGUCCUUCGACGUAAAUUUUUCCAAUGUUGGCAUGCCAUCCUCCACAUCAUCAUCCACAACUAGAAAUAGCUACAACUACUCGACAGCUGGUCAGUUUUUUUGUCAUUUAGUCCCAGAGUUAAACCUUGCGUUUGCAGGCACGGUCUCCUUAACUAAUUCCCUGAACGACUACUACAAUAUCUCCGCUAUGGAGAGCACGAACAAGGAAAUAUCGCAGAUUCUCAAAGAAACCAACUACAACCACAACAGCAAUGAUGCGUUUAGUAUAAGCAACAACGUUGCCGACAAGGAAAAGGACGCCAAAUCCAAGGUGGGCGCAGAAUCCUCCCGAAUUAUCCUUCUGAAGUUUUUUUUGCAGGCGGACAAGAAAGACAUGGUGAAGAAGCAGGAGAUCGACUCGCAGAACUUCGAGAUCCGGAAAAACUUGAACAAACUGGUGCGAAGGCCAGGCAAAAACUUCAACGAGCUGCUCGAAAGUAUUAAAACGUUCAAAGGCGACGUCGACACGCAAGUAGAAAACGUGAAAUUGAUCAUCAAGGAGAGUUUGCGCUUCAAGCGCCAACGAAUGGCCCAAAUGCUCGAAGACCACAUUCAAAGCAUGCUGACUGAAGGGGGCAAAUGACGAACAAGGAGCCGCUUAAUGGUUUAAGGUAACUACUGUAAUUAUUUCUCCAAUUGAGCUGUAUAUUGAUUUCAAGACCAGUGUUAUUUAAUGCCUUUCCCGAAUUCAUCGAUUGAUUGUAAAUAAAUUAAAUACCCAGUGAAAUUUCA
Molecule: messenger RNA, 3216 nt
Organism: Dendroctonus ponderosae (mountain pine beetle)
Lineage: Eukaryota; Metazoa; Arthropoda; Insecta; Coleoptera; Curculionidae
Gene: IntS6
Product: integrator complex subunit 6-B
Exons: 13
Coding region: 164-3067 (967 amino acids)
Biological process (GO): snRNA 3'-end processing
Cellular component (GO): integrator complex
Source: RefSeq, a predicted model, not a curated record